Molecule: messenger RNA, 2883 nt
Organism: Neospora caninum
Lineage: Eukaryota; Apicomplexa; Conoidasida; Eucoccidiorida; Sarcocystidae
Exons: 5
Coding region: 1-2883 (960 amino acids)
Source: RefSeq, a predicted model, not a curated record
AUGGCGAUGACAAUUUCUUCCCCCUCGUCGUUCUCCUCGGCGGCCGCUCCUCACUCCCCCACGGCGUCUGGUGAAGCCUCGCCUCGUGGUGUCUCUUGCUCUUUCUUUUCUCAAACGCCCUACACCUGCGCCAGCUUGUCCUCCCAACUUGCUUCGUGCCGCAGUGCCGUCUCUCCUUCCCUCGCGGUUCCCGAUUCUUCGCCCCUCUCUCCCGCGUCCUACCAAAAUCUCCAGCUGUCUUCUUCGCAGCCUGCGAGGCCUUCUUCCUCGCUUUCUGCCUCGCGUCCGCCCCUCGCUGCGUCGGUUCAGGUGCCGUCUUCUGCCUCUUUUGCCUCGUUUCCCGGGAAGCCCUCACUCCCAUUUCCCGCAGUUGCAGAGGUGAGAAAACGUUCCACAGGGGAGGAGCUGACGCGGCGCCUCUUGGCGGACUGGGCCGUCUCGGCAAAGGCUUCAAAGAAGGGCGUGGUGCACGAAGGCACGAGACCAAAGCAAGGCUCCAGGUCGGGCAUCAGAAACCGCUCCGGCGAGCGCCAUUCUUCCGCGUCUUCUUUCCCUUCAUCUUGUGCUUCCUCGUCGCCUGGACCUGCCUUUCCUUGCUCGUCUCCGGCCCCGCAUCACGCAGCAUCGAAUGUUUUCCGUCCAUCGCGUUCCGUCGCCUCGCCUCCCGCGGCCGUUUCUGACUCUCCGUUUUCCUCCUCUUCCGACUCCCCUUUUUCGUCUUGCUGGUGGACUUUGGAAAGCCCCCGUCGCCAGCAAGAUCUUUCGCGCGUCAGUGUCGUCCAAGCCGUCUUAUCGAACCAGACGAGAGGGAAGUUUUCGAAGCGGAGCGAAGCACAAAUUCGCAAUCUUGGAGAUCACGCGACACCACCCCGAGAGGCGAAGAGAGAAGAUGAGGAAGCCAAAGAGUCUUUCCGACUCCGAGAGUCCUCUUGGCGAAGCAAAGAGGGCCCUUCUGUGUUCGAGAAGAAGCGAGACAGUGGCCAGAGUGGAACCGCCGAAUUGGGGACGAACCAGUCGUGGAAUUCCUUCUCUGCUUCGCCUUCUCUGGCCUCUCAGGAACCUCUCUCUUCCGCUUCUCGUGCUCCGUCCUGCGCUGCCUCGAAUUCUUCCUCGUCGCUGCCGGGCCCUCUCGGGGGGGUUGGAGACUCCCGCGCCGUUCCGGAGAAUGCCAAGGAGAGACGAACACGCGCCUCGGAAAGGCGCGAAGGAAAGCAGAGCGGCAUGCAGUGUUCAGCGGUCGAUACACCGGAGGACGAGAAGGAAGCAGACCUGACAGAGAGUCAGGGGGAACUCGUGUUGUGGGAAGAAGAAGGCCACGAGGCAAAGGACGAAGGGCGACUCUGCGGAGACGAGCAUGCCUGCACGCAGCAAAUGCAAUUGAGCGAUUGCGAUAAGACGGACUCCAGGUCCGAAGACGCAACGAAGCACACGCGAAGAAGAGACGAACCUGUCCCUGGACAGCAAGAUUUUUUCGGCGCAAGAGUCCCGCCCGAGGAAGAAGGGGGACAGCCUGGCCUUGCGAACGCGGCGGCAGAGAUCGAAGAACGCGAGGGCACCGUGAGUCGCGUGUUGCAGAUUCUCCGGUGUCAGACGCUCAUCCGCGACGCUCAAGCCGCCCUGCGCGCAGUGGGCGUUUCUCCGGAGUUGUUGGUGGAUCCCGAAGGCGCAGAGAGAUUCGAGGAAGCGAGUCCGGUGACACCAGAGGCGUCGAGCGCCGCAGGAGAACGAGCCGAGGGGGGUUCUGGCACCGUGAACGCAACCAGCGAUGCAUGCAUUGCAGAGGCACGACGCGAGAAAGAAGAGGAAGCGAAGCGUUCUGUGCAGGAUUGCUUUCCUCCUGGUGAAGAGGAGGUGCUGAUGUGCGAGCGAGAAGAGGAGGACGCAGGAAAAGGCAGAAAGAGAAGCGCGUGGAUGCGCGGCGAGAAGAGCGAAGGAGACCUCCACGACGAUCCCGCAGUUCAGGCUCUCCGUGCACUUCUCCCUUCUCUCGUUGAGAGGUGUCCGGACUGGAUCGACGAGAAACUGAACGUCGGCAGGCGAGGCGAGUGGAUUGCCUUCACAAAAAUCCUUCCCGAAAUUUUGGAAAGGCGCUACGAUAUCUCCGUCUCUGAGCUUCGAAAGGACGGACCUUACUGUUGGAUGGGCCGAGGCCGCCGUCCACCCGAUUCCACUCUCCUGUCUCAGGGUUCUCUUCCUUGCCUGUCUCUCGCGUCUUGCUCCUUUUCGUCUCCUUCUCUGUGUACCUUUUCUUCUUGUCGCCCUACGGGCGCUUCCUCUGCGUCUUCUUCGCUGUCCUUGGAGCCUGGCCGCUUGGGACUUGCCCCAGAGGGAAAGGCUGACGAAGGCUUUGACUCUCCCCUGAGUUUCUUUUCUCCCGCCUCGACCCCUGGAAACCGCAGCGAGGCUGCAGGUGAAAUCGAGGCUGAACAAGAGCGUGCAGACGGGGACACCGUGGUGGAUUUCGAAGCAAGAUGGAUCAAUGGAUGCACCGAAACGGGCCUUCCCUACGAUAUCCGAAUUGACAUGUCCAGCGACACUCACAGAGAGUCCAUUUUCCUCGAAGUUAAAGCAACUGUUCUGGGCUGUCCGUCGUUCUUUCUUUCGGCGCCGGAGGUUCGCUUUGCGCGCUCGCAGCGCAAAUCAUUUGUGGUGUUGUCGCUGUGGAAUGUUCGUUCGCCGCGUGGACCGUCCUGGGCGUUGAUCGACGACGUGGGCACUUGCGAAGGCCUUCCCGAGUCUCUGCUUGACGCGCAGUCGGCCGCGAGAAGCGAGGCGAGAGAAGAACGAGGAGAGAGUGAAAAAUCAGAGAGGGGCGAGGCGAAGGAUGAAAAGGCAAACUGCGACAGCAGACAGCUGCGUUGCGAAGACGGAGACAACGUGUGA